Messenger RNA from Amyelois transitella, 560 nucleotides. RefSeq lists its product as uncharacterized. The record is from RefSeq and is a predicted model, not a curated record. NCBI's taxonomy places the organism in Eukaryota, Metazoa, Arthropoda, Insecta, Lepidoptera, Pyralidae. Bases 12 to 560 code for a protein of 182 amino acids. The transcript has 4 exons.
UUGGUUGUAAUAUGACGAAUUGUUAUUUUUUUGGUUUAUUUCUGAUUGCUGUAGUGAUGGGACUGAAAGUGAUACCACAAAGAGUUGAAGUGAUAAAGACGAAUUCAAAAUAUCUGAAAAACUUCAGCGCGUACGUUCGUAGACACAGCAAAGAUUCCAUUUACUACAUAGACAUAUCGGGGGAGAGUUUGUGUAUCAUGGAUAACAAUAUCACGAUGUCAAUAGAUUUUUUCGAAGUGCUGAGUGGCCGGUUCGUGCCCCUGCCGUUCCGUCUCGAGUUCAAACUGUGCGAUUUCCUUUUAAAAGAUCUGUUUCUAGGACAAUCUGUCAGGAAGCAACUUGGAGAAAAUAUGACGUGUCCAUUGAAAGUAGGGAAAUAUGAACAUAACAGUUUGUCUUUCGACGAAAUGGACUUCCCCUUCGACAUUCCCUUCACUUACCAGGGUUAUGAGACCAUGGGCUGUCUCCACUACAAAUGGUUCGUCACAGAUACUAAAGACAUUGUAUUGUUUCUGAGAUUCCACUAUAAAAUCAUACAGAAACCGAGGAAUAAGUCUUAA